AAGCAGUUUUAGGCAGCUUAGGCGCUUUAGAACUGGAGGAUCACAUGCCUUCCUAUCACAAUAGUCAAAAGCAGUUGACAGCCAGUAGCAGAAGAAGUUAGGACCAGGCCCCAGAUGCCUCCCUCCUCCGUGGGUCUCACAGGGCUUUGCCUAUGUGGGGCCCCGAGAAAACAUGGAGGAGCUGAGUGAAGCCCUAGCGAGCAGUUUCUCAGUCUCCCAAGACCUGAACAGCCCCUCGGCACCUCACCCUCGCCUGUCACAGUACAAGUCCAAGUACAGCUCCUUGGAACAGGGCGAAAGGCGCCGGAAACUCCUGGAGCUUCAGAAGUCCAAGAGGCUAGACUAUGUGAAUCAUGCCAGGAGAUUGGCCGAGGAUGACUGGGCGGGGAUGGAUAAUGAAGAUGAUAAGGAAGAGGAAGGGAUGGAUGUUGACACUGGCAAGAAGCUGCCAAGGCGCUAUGCUAACCAGUUGAUGCUGUCUGAGUGGCUGAUUGAUGUCCCUUCAGAUCUGGGGCAGGAGUGGAUUGUGGUGGUGUGUCCCGUGGGGAAAAGAGCCCUUGUUGUGGCGUCCAAGGGUUCCACUAUGGCCUACACCAAGAGCGGAUACUGUGUCAACAGGUUUCCUUCCUUGCUUCCCGGAGGCAACAAGCACACCUCAUCGACGGGGAAAGACUACACAAUCCUGGAUUGCAUCUACAGUGAACUGAACCAGACCUACUAUGUUCUAGACGUAAUGUGCUGGAGGGGACACCCUGUCUAUGACUGCCAGACUGAUUUUAGAUUCUACUGGAUGCAUUCAAAGUUACCAGAAGAGCAAGGACUGGGAGAGAAAACCAGGCUUAAUCCAUUUAAAUUUGUAGGUCUAAAGAAUUUCCCAUGUACUCCAGAGAGCCUAUGCAAGGUCUUAUCCAUGGACUUCCCUUUUGAGGUAGAUGGGCUCCUUUUCUAUCACAAGCAGACGCACUAUAGCCCAGGCAGCACUCCAUUGGUUGGCUGGCUUCGCCCGUACAUGGUGUCUGAUGUCCUCGGCGUGACGGUGCCAGCUGGUCCUCUGACCACCAAGCCUGACUAUGCUGUCCAUCAGCUCCAGCAGAUCAUCGAACACAAGAGGAGUAAAAAGGAAGCCAACGAAAUGCAUCUUGAUGAGGCUUCUGAGAAUGGACGCUAUGAACUGGAGUACCUGUCCACCCCGAAGCUGGCCGAUGCUCCCAACAGCCAGAUGGAAGCCACGAGCCUCAUGGAAAACUGAUGAGCUCCUUUGUCCAAGGGACCAAGAAGAGACACAUGCCCUCGUCCCUCUGUGAACUGUUCCUGCCAUCGCUUGUUGCUUACCUGAAGGGCCGAGCCGGAGGCCUGGAGACAAGACCCGAGUCCACCCCAUUCUGUCAGACACACCUGAGCAUCGAGAGCCUGAGCUGAGACACCCCCGAUCCCCAUCCCCAUUCCCUGGCAAGGAGAUAGAUGUUCCCAGGAUGGAGAGUGCUGCCUGGCAAGACCUCAUGGCAGUUUCCCCAAGCAGACAGUGUUCAGGUUGAGUCGAGCAAUUCUGAUGGCUAAAAGUGUAUCUCAGACAUGCUGUGUAAAUGUAUGGAAUUUCUAAGAACUGA
Messenger RNA from Phascolarctos cinereus (koala), 1607 nucleotides. NCBI's taxonomy places the organism in Eukaryota, Metazoa, Chordata, Mammalia, Diprotodontia, Phascolarctidae. The record is from RefSeq and is a predicted model, not a curated record.